AUGACGAUUUGGAAGGAAUCUCUGCUCUACUAUGAUCGUCUUAUUCCUAUGAGAUCGGGUAAGUGGGAUCUUCGGCAGUUAUUUUUGCCCUUCUUGUACGACAUGUCCGAGUCUGGAUUGAGAGCGCGCGUUUUGAAGCUAUCUUCAGGUCAACGGAACGAGAACAGCGAGAACGGCGGGAGUGAGAACAAAACUCUGAACCUUGAUAUUACUAAAUUCACUUCUGUGACACGUGAUGGUGGUGCCUUUGUCAAAUUCAAAGUCCCAGAUGGAAUGGCUGUCUCGGAAUUUAAUAAGCAGAUCAUGGAUAACGUUGCCCAGCGUGCCAGCGGUAGCUUUCUGGACAAAUUAACUCAUCCACGUUGUUUCCCAGUGAAAGGAACUCCCUGGAUUGAAGAUUUGGCCCGUUUUCCUAGCUCUCAGCUUAAAGUUGAAUUUGAAGGACCCGAUCUAACGCAGGAAAACAUUUAUGCUCUAUUCAGACGAUAUGGCCCUAUAUCAGAUAUCGAUCCACCGUCACCUGACUCCAAAUCUGUUCCUCGCCAUGCCAUCAUUACAUUUCAUAAUACACGUGCUGCAGUUACAGCCAGGCAGUGCCUUAAUGGACUUCAAGCAGGUGACACUAUGCUACAUAUCCAGUAUCGGCGUAUCAUGAAGGAGAAUGCGGUCUUCGAGUUUAUUGGUGCUCAUUCUAGAAUUUUCAUUCCAUUAUUUUUGGCUUUACUCGCCGGAUUCGCCGUGGUUAUCUUCGAUCCUAUCCGUAGUUUCUUCGUAUCAGAGAAGAUCACUUCUGAUUAUUCAUUCAAAAAGAUGAAGAUUUAUCAGGAAAUCAUGAGGAAGUUCUCCUCUACGAAGCGUAAAAUGUCAAGAAUUCUAUCUCUCAAUUCAGGAAUGUCUGAAGAUGACGAGGGCUGGAACUCCAUUGAGGGUCUGAGGGAGGAAAGAGACGAGAAGGCUAAGAGCAUUAAUAUAUGUUUGGAAGAGAACGUGAACUCGUUUAUUGUGGUUCAGGGACCACCUGGAUCAGGUAAGCGUAGCUUAGUACAAGAACAGGCUCUUAAAGAUAGGUCGAAUGUUUUAUAUAUCGACUGCGAACGUAUUAUCAAAGCCAGAAACGAGAGCGACUUUAUCAAAAACACAGCCAGUGAGAUCGGUUACUAUCCAGUUUUUCCCUGGCUUACGCAAAUGUCUUCCUUUACAGAUCUCGUCGUUCAGGGACUUGCCGGACAGAAGUCUGGUAUGAGUGAGACUAAAGAGGGUCAAGUUAAGAACAUGCUUACACUUGCUGCCAACGUGAUCAGAGAUGUGGCCAUGAGAAACUACUCGUCUGAUGAAGGGGAGCACCACCUUAAAGAGGAAGACUAUCUUCGUCAGAACCCCGAUGCCAAACCUGUCAUUGUCAUCGAUAGAUAUCAGGCAGCACGUAAUAGUCACGACUCGAACGCCUUUGUGUAUCAGGCGUUAGCGGAAUGGGCCGCUAGUCUGGUGACUCUUGAUAUUGCGCACGUGAUUUUCAUAACGGACGAUGUGGGAAGUGUUCAAAAGCUUGCCAACAUCAUGCCAAGUGCACCUUUGAAGAGAACGAUUCUUUCCGAUGCAACGCAUUCUGCUGCGGAGAAUUAUGUAUUGAAAAAGCUUAGUAGACCUGCUAAUGGUGCUGACGGCGAAGAAAAAGCUUCUGAGAAGCGUCCAUCCGAUACUAAAGAAUUGUUUAUGUAUAUAGAUAGAAUGGGAGGUCGCAUGUUGGAUCUCCAGAUGUUUGUGAGGCGCAUUCAGAGUGGAGACAGCCCAUCUGAGGCAUUCGAGGGUCUAGUGAAUCAGGCCAUUGAACAGCUUACUCAGAAGAUGAUGCAACCUAAGGAUGACAGUUACAACAGUUCACAAGUUUGGUGUUUAAUCAAAUUGCUUGCCAAAAAUGGUACAGUUACAUUUACGGAUUUGCAACUACUCCCGUUGUUCAAAUCCCACACAAAUACACUCUUGCAAAGCAUUGAGAAUGCAGAGGUUGUUAGCUUGAUUAGAAACAGAGGUGUUAUUGUGGAGGUUCAACCUGCCAAGCCAUUGUACGAAGCCGCCUUUCAAGAGAUGAUUUCUCAACCAACCAUUUUCAAUUCGAUAGAGUCUGAUUAUUUGAAAACGUUGAUCUCUCAAGAGGCAGCUAAAGUUAUGAAGAUGGAAGAAGAUGUGGCAAAUUACAGAGGAAUUGAAAACAGCAAGAUUUUUAGAGACAGAUUGGACUAUUUGUCUCAUAAGAUCAAUACCAGCACUAAGAGCAUUGCCACUUGGGAAAAGGAGCUUGCAUCACUUUCACUCCCGGACAAGAAGUAG
Brettanomyces nanus is the source of this 2328-nucleotide messenger RNA. RefSeq lists its product as uncharacterized. Gene Ontology annotation, molecular function: RNA binding. The coding region runs from base 1 to 2328 and encodes 775 amino acids. Gene Ontology annotation, cellular component: mitochondrial inner membrane. Lineage: Eukaryota; Fungi; Ascomycota; Pichiomycetes; Pichiales; Pichiaceae. The transcript has 2 exons. The record is from RefSeq and is a predicted model, not a curated record.